Messenger RNA from Megalobrama amblycephala (Wuchang bream), 3826 nucleotides. RefSeq names its product cholinergic receptor, nicotinic, alpha 4b (gene chrna4b). Gene Ontology annotation, molecular function: acetylcholine-gated monoatomic cation-selective channel activity; transmembrane signaling receptor activity. The record is from RefSeq and is a predicted model, not a curated record. Lineage: Eukaryota; Metazoa; Chordata; Actinopteri; Cypriniformes; Xenocyprididae. Gene Ontology annotation, cellular component: neuron projection; synapse; postsynaptic membrane. Gene Ontology annotation, biological process: monoatomic ion transmembrane transport; signal transduction; nervous system process.
AGGAAGCAGUGAAAGUGGGAGGGAAAUGUCUAAUGACAGCUAGAGAGGUAUUCUGAGGGACUCCUCACUUUUAAAAGAGGUUUGGACACUGAAUGACUUUUUGUGGCUGUUUUCAUGCACUUUUUGAGUCUUUUUUUUCCAGUUUGAGAAGAGCUGAUCUAUCAGUCUUUUUUAUUUAUAUAGAAUUUUUAUCUAAUUUUAUUAGGCAAGUGAACAUAGUUUUCAGUUUCUGUGUUGAAAUUCUUGCAGAUCACCAGAGUGGGAUAUCAUCUGACAUCAAGUGGACAAAAUGAGAGCAGCGUGGAGUGUCUUCUUGCUUCUGUCUGUCUGUUUGCAGCUGGCAUUUGUGUUUUCCACCAGUCCGGCUCGUGCCCAUGCGGAAGAAAGACUCCUCCGGUCUUUGUUCAGCAACUACAACAAGCUCUCUCGUCCUGUAGCAAACAUCUCAGAUGUGGUUCUGGUCCACUUUGGCCUGUCCAUUGCUCAGCUCAUUGAUGUGGAUGAGAAGAAUCAGAUGAUGACCACAAAUGUCUGGGUGAAGCAGGAGUGGAACGACUACAAGCUGCGCUGGAACCCAGAGGAGUAUGAGAAUGUCACCUCCAUCAGGAUCCCCUCCGAGAUCAUCUGGAGACCGGAUAUUGUGCUCUAUAACAAUGCGGACGGUGACUUUGCAGUGACACACUUGACUAAAGCCCAGGUGUUUUACAACGGCAGGAUAAAAUGGAAACCUCCGGCCAUUUAUAAAAGCUCCUGCAGCAUCGAUGUCACCUUCUUUCCCUUCGACCAGCAAAACUGCAAAAUGAAAUUUGGUUCUUGGACGUACGAUCGGGCCAAGAUUGAUCUGAUCAGCAUGGCCAGUGAUGUAGACCAGAUGGACUACUGGGAAAGCGGGGAAUGGGUCAUAAUAAACGCCGUUGGCACUUACAAUAUCAAGAAGUACGAGUGCUGUACGGAAAUCUACCCAGACAUCACCUACUCCUUCAUCAUCAGACGUCUUCCUCUGUUCUACACCAUCAAUCUAAUCAUCCCCUGCCUGCUUAUAUCCUGCCUGACGGUGCUGGUCUUCUACUUACCCUCAGAGUGUGCAGAGAAAAUCACACUGUGUAUUUCCGUCCUGCUCUCUCUGACAGUUUUCCUCCUGCUAAUCACGGAAAUUAUCCCCUCAACCUCGCUGGUCAUCCCGCUUAUUGGCGAGUACCUCCUCUUCACCAUGAUCUUCGUCACUCUAUCCAUCAUCAUUACAGUGUUUGUGCUCAACGUACACCACCGUUCGUCCCGUACGCACAGCAUGCCACACUGGGUCCGCCAGUUUUUUCUUCACCUGGUGCCCCGUUACCUGUUCAUGAAGCGCCCACCUGCCUCAGGUAAGAGGAACUGUGGGAAACUGAUUGAGAUGAUGCACAAGCCAAUGGAGGCACCGUCCAUGUUUCUACGGAACAACAUUCUGGAUAUCUCUCCACAAAGUCCACUCCACCAUUUGGACCUUACUUCAGUUGCCCAGUUGGAUCAAAUUCAACAGGACUCUUCCCCCAAACCCAUUUUUUUCUGCAGUUCUCCCAGCAGCCAGUAUUCCAUCCUGCACGAAGAAACCUCACAAACGCCAGUCAUCGGUUACACGUGUGCAUACACGAACAGCAUUUUUGCCUCCAGCACAUCUUCAUUUCCAGAUACUAUCCUUGGUACCCUGCUGCACACUAUCCCGCAGGAUGGAGCCGAAUGUACAGACUGUGAUACCCAAGGCCACAGUGAAAGUGUCUUCAUGGAAGCCAAAGAGAGUAUUCUGGGAGCAGGGAGUUGUCAACACUGUCUUACAUCUGAGGGGAUGAGUCUGCAGAAGCUUGAUCACGAUGAAGCAGGCAGGUGUACUAGACAUAACAAGCCCAACGCACAGAUCUUCAGUUCUGUCAGUGACGGGACUACUGAUCUCAAUGCAGUGGAGCCGGUGAGCAAUCUGUCACAGUCUCUGCUCAAAGCCUUAGAAGGAGUUCAGUACAUCGCUGACCAUCUCAGAGCAGAAGAUUCAGACUUUUCAGUGAGGGAAGACUGGAAAUAUGUUGCCAUGGUGAUUGAUAGAAUAUUCCUCUGGAUGUUUGUGCUGGUGUGCAUUCUGGGGACGGUCGGACUGUUCCUCCCACCGUGGCUGGCUGGAAUGAUCUAGAACAUCGUGCGGAGUCUUUGAUUGGCUCUGAGUGGGUGGGGAAUGGCCUUGUCAAUCACACUUGACUUCAGUGACCUCAUUAAACAUCCGCUGUCAUGGAAAUUAAAGUGAUGUUUAAUGUCAGUGCUUCUCGGUGCAACAGGAAGUUAGUAGUGGGAUUCUGUGCAUUUGAAGGACUGUUUUGGGUUAAAUGGAAGUUAAUGAAAAAUGAAAUUAAAUAAAAUGAAACUACUGUGAUCGUUUACUCACCCUCGUUUCUUUUGAAAUCUAUCAUUUUCUUUCAUCUGUGUAAUAAGGAAAAAGUUUGAUGACGGCACUGGUCGCUCUUUUCCAUCCAAAUAUAAGCUUUCAGACUUACAAAAGUGUCCACUCAAUCAUACAUAAGACUCGUGUGCUAUAUUCCAAGUUUUCUGAGGUGUACAUGUAUUUAAACCCAGAACAUUCCUUUGAAGAAAGCUGCAGUGAGUUGAUUCAGUGUGUCAUCUUAAGUACACCAAGUGCAAAUUUAAUGAAUACUAAACCCACUGAUAUAAAAACAGACGUCAACAUAAAGAAUAAAUCUUAAUGGUUUACACUGGAACAGAUUUAAAUUAUUUACAUGAAUAAUUUUCCCUGUUCUAAGUAUUGCAUCACAGCACAUGGAUUUCAGUAUAUGAGAAUGACUUCUUUCAGCUGUGAAAGGUAACAGGUGACAGCAGAUAAAAUUGUGAAAUGGUGUGUUCAAGUCUGUCCUGAAUGUGAUAUGAAUUCAUAAUUAUCAUUUCUCAAGGUUUGCUUGCAUUUCAGUUAUUCACCUUUACAAACUCUGAAAUAUCUCAAACUGAAGAUGCCAAAAGAAUUAGGUCAAUCUUACAUUUGUGAAAUUGCGCCGACACUAUAUGUCCAUAUUUUGGAAACAGUUUGUAACAAAUACUUAAAAAGUAUAAUGUUGUAGGGUUAUUUUCAAUCAAUUAAAUGCUACAGGGGCUAUUUAUAGCAGGAAAAAUGACAGCGUUUAAAAUAUUUGAAAAUUAUCAUUACUAAACAUGACGAUUUAGUAACUGAAUGUUAAGAUGUCGAUUGAAAAGACAUAUGGACGAGUGAUGAAACAUCUUCAAACGAAAAGAAAUAAGUCCAGUUAUUGCAAAAUGAAAGCCAUGAGAUACGUGUUUUAAAUCUGCCUUUCAAGUACUUUGUGAUGGAUUUAAUAUGUUGCAAUUAAAUGCUGAAAUUUCCCAAUGAAAGGUUUAGUAAGACAUGUUCUGUUACCUUCCGAAAGUAAAUACCGAAAUACCUGUCAGGGAAAAUCUGCUAUAAUAGCCUUCUCUUCUCUCAACUGGUGAAUGAGCUGACCUACAAGAGAAGAGGUCACAGGUUGAGUUAAAUCAGUGGCUCAGUGCAGAUGGAAAGCUCAGGCUGUCAGACCGAACCAAUGCUGUCGUCCACUUCAAGAGCAUCACCUCACCAAUCAUGCACCCAAUACACUGAUAUUGGAUUUCAGCAUCCACACAUAAUGAAAACUGUCAAAAAGUUUGGUUACCACUUUAAAACAUGUACUAUAUGUUAUUCCUUUAAAUAUGCAUCAUCAGUUCCCUUUCGAUUCAGUUUAAUUCACCUAUAUAUAUAACUUUUCACAAUACAUACUGUUCCAAAGAAAAGUUGAAUGAAACCAAAACCUUGGGAAGCACA